AGAGCAGUGAACCUGAUCACUACCUCUACUUCAGAGGCAUCCCGAUGCCUCCUGACGACUACAUCGCCCCUGCCGGCGCCUCCCCCAACACGUGGCCAGCCAUCUAUAACAACCUUCAGAACAUCGACUACUGUACCACUACCUUCUCGCACUUGGGCAAUCGCAUCAAGUGCAUGAAGUCCUUCACCCCGAGCCCGAUGCUUCCCUAGACGCUGCCCCUGUAGUAGGGAUGACUGCCUUGUACAUAAUCCCUAACGUCCUGGUAAAGUUUGGCUGGUGUUG
This is a messenger RNA of Guillardia theta CCMP2712, 282 nucleotides long. RefSeq lists its product as hypothetical. The transcript has 3 exons. The coding region runs from base 45 to 209 and encodes 54 amino acids. The record is from RefSeq and is a predicted model, not a curated record. NCBI's taxonomy places the organism in Eukaryota, Cryptophyceae, Pyrenomonadales, Geminigeraceae.